This is a messenger RNA of Leptopilina boulardi, 2234 nucleotides long. RefSeq lists its product as uncharacterized. NCBI's taxonomy places the organism in Eukaryota, Metazoa, Arthropoda, Insecta, Hymenoptera, Figitidae. Gene Ontology annotation, cellular component: ribonucleoprotein complex; cytoplasm; nucleus. The record is from RefSeq and is a predicted model, not a curated record. The transcript is spliced from 7 exons. Gene Ontology annotation, molecular function: RNA binding; ATP binding; RNA helicase activity. The coding region runs from base 151 to 2106 and encodes 651 amino acids.
GAGAUGUCACACUUGUUCCCUUUCCUGUGCUGCUUUCCAUCUUUACAUCAUCUCUGCAGCUUGGAGACGCUCUUGUUUAUUAAUUUAAAUAAUAUUGGGAAAAUUUGAUUAAAUCAAAAAAUACUUUAUUGAAAAUUAUAUAUCGUUUUGAUGACAAUGGCGUACAGAGAUCGUGAUCGCGGUGUGGAUAGACGAGGAGGCACCGGUGGACGUGGCGGAAGUCGAGGAAUGGGUGGAAGUCGUGGAGGAAGAGGAGGAAGCCGAGGAGGAGGAGGAGGAGGUGAUGGAGGUGGCGUUGGAAGAUUUGGUAAUCGGGACAGUGGUGGUAAUAUUGGAGGAAGUAGAUUUGGUAGCGGAGGUGGAAUGGGAAAUCGUGACAGUGGUUUUGGUAAUAAUAAUUUUAAAAAUCGUCAACCUGGUGAACGUCUACGAAAACCACGUUGGGAUAUGGGAUCAUUGCAACCAUUUAGAAAAGAUUUUUAUCAACCACAUUUAAAUGUUUGCAAUCGAAGUAUGCAUUCCGUUGAUUCAUAUCGUUCAAAUAAAGAAAUCACUGUUAAAGGCAAUAAUAUACCAGGUCCAAAUGUUUAUUUUGAAGAAGGUGGCUUUCCCGAUUAUGUAUUAAAUGAAAUUCAUAGACAAGGAUUCGGUGAACCAACUGCAAUUCAAGCUCAAGGUUGGCCAAUUGCACUAUCUGGACGCGAUAUGGUUGGCAUUGCUCAAACUGGCUCGGGAAAAACUUUAGCCUACAUUCUUCCAGCUAUCGUUCAUAUUAAUCAUCAGCCACGAUUAAAUAGAAAUGAUGGACCAAUUGCACUUGUAUUAGCACCGACUAGAGAACUUGCACAACAAAUUCAACAAGUGGCUUCAGAUUUUGGAGCAUCGUCACAAGUGAGAAACACCUGUAUAUUUGGAGGAGCACCAAAGGGACCACAAGCUAGAGAUUUAGAACGUGGUGUUGAAAUUUGUAUCGCAACACCUGGACGUUUAAUAGAUUUUUUAGAGCGAGGUACAACAAAUCUUCGUCGUUGUACAUAUUUAGUGUUGGAUGAGGCAGAUAGAAUGCUCGAUAUGGGUUUUGAGCCGCAAAUUAGAAAAAUAAUUGAACAAAUAAGACCCGAUAGACAAACUCUUAUGUGGUCUGCAACAUGGCCAAAAGAAGUAAGAAAUUUGGCUGAAGAAUUUUUGACUGAGUACAUUCAAAUUAACAUUGGCUCUCUACAAUUGGCAGCAAAUCAUAAUAUUCUACAAAUUGUUGAUGUAUGCGAGGAGUAUGAGAAAGAGGGAAAACUGAUGAAAUUGUUGGAAGAAAUUUCAAAUGAACCGGAAAACAAAACGAUUAUUUUUGUUGAAACUAAAAGAAAAGUUGAUGAUAUUACAAGGGCUAUUAAUAGGUAUGGAUGGCAGGCGAUAGGUAUUCAUGGGGACAAAAGUCAACAGGAGAGAGACUACGUUUUGAAUCAAUUCCGAGGUAGCCGGUCUGCUAUUUUAGUAGCAACAGAUGUGGCAGCUCGUGGUUUAGAUGUUGAAGACGUCAAAUUUGUUAUAAACCUGGACUAUCCGUCCAACUCAGAAGACUAUGUUCAUCGUAUUGGAAGAACUGGUCGAUCUCAACGUACGGGUACUGCUUAUGCUUUCUUCACACCAGCAAACGCGCACAAGGCUAAUGAUUUGAUUCAAGUUCUUGAAGAAGCUAAGCAGGUCGUUAAUCCAAAAUUGUACGAAUUGUCAAGAAAUCCAGGAAUGUACAAACGUGGCAGAUUUGGCGGUGGAAGGUCAAGUGGUGGUGGUAGUCGAGGUGGAAGCAGUCGUGGAGGUGGUAGUCGAGGUGGUGGUGGACGAGGUGGAGGCGGUAUGCGAGGAGGCCGAGACAAUAAUGACAGAGGAGGCGGAAGAUUUGAUCGAGGAAAUUCAGGUGGAGAUCGAGGAAAAUGGGGUGGCAGUUCUGGUGGAAUGGGAGGAGGUGGAUAUGGAAAUAAAUCCUUUUCCCAAAAUAGUUAUGGAGGUAGUGGUAGCAGCAGUGGAGGUGGUUAUAGUCAAAAUGGCAGUGGCUAUGGAAAUAGUGGAGGCAGUGGUGGCAAUUACAGACAACAAAACGGUUAUUAAAAUAUAGACCUUAUAAAGAGAUUCUUUAUAUAUAUAUAAAAAAAAGGAAAUUUGUAUCUGAAAAAAGAAAUCCAAUGAUGGAAUUGAAUUCCACGUUUGAUGCUUUGGAAUAUAAUAUUCAAAGCAUA